AUGGAAGCUGAAUCUGAAGUACUAAAAAAACUAAUAAACAAUACUAAAUAUAAGUUAUUUAAUGUAGUGUAUUUAAUAUUGAAGAGACAAUAGUAUCCUCUAAACGUAGCAAUUAUAUCAACUAUUAUAUAAAUGGCAUAGCUUCUUUAUUUUUCAUUUCAAGAAUAGAUCCGAUAUGUUUGGAGUUCUGAAAAUUCGACAAAAUGGGUAAAUUACAUUUUGGAAUUUUUUACUUUAAUGAAAUAUGCAGAAAAUACAAGCUUCACUAUAUAUUUACUUGUGUUUUACAUAUGUGUGGCAAUAGUUUAGAUUACAGUCAUAUUGAUUGUCCUUUUAGCAGUUUUGGAGAAUAAUCACACAGCGACAUCGAUUCCAUAUCAAAUAUUAAGAGUAACUUUACCAAUACUAAUGACAAUAGGUUUCGAACCAAUUUCAAGGAUUUUAGUUGGAUAUUUAUCAUGUGAAUCAGAUGAUAGUGGCAUUGUCAUGAUGAGAUAUAUUUCAAGUCAAUAAUGUUGGGUUGGUGAGUAUGAAUUGCAUGCAGUAAUUGCAAUUCUUACAUCCGUUGAAUACUUGAUUCUGGUGAUCAUAUUUGCCUAGAUAUGCAUAGAAUCCAAAGAAGUUGAAUAGAAUGCACUAGCAUAAAGACAAGGCCAAACAAUGCUCUUUUAUUAUUUGUUUGUAAUAAUGUCUCUGGCCGCAUAUUCAACUUUGCAAGAACCAAAAUUUACUGUAAUAGUGAUCUUGGUUUAAUUGUCUACUUCAUAUGUAUUCUUCUAUAAAGUCAACAAUCACUGUCCCUUUUACAAUUCAAAUAUAUAAAAGAUAUGGUCAAUAACAGCAGGAAUCAAUUUUUGGACUUAGUUUAUGAUGCUGUAUGCUUACACUUUGGAAGGAUAAUUUAUAUCAAAGACAUUCACAAUUUGGCUAUUUGGUGUUCCAUUCAUAUUUGCAAUUUUGGCAAUGAAGGAGUUAAGCUAUGUAGAUUUGGUCACUGCCUGUAUGAAAUCCACAGAAAAUGGAAUAGAAACUGUUGAGAUUUGCACAUACAUUUUAGCAUUGAACACUCAAAGUGAAACUAAUUAAAAGUCGUAGAUACUGCUGGCAGGUUUCAUAGAAUUUCAUAAAUAAUCUUGCAGUAAACCUGAUUGUGUUUUAUUGUCGAAUCAUAAGAAGAAAAACAAAAGUGUGAAUGUAUUUAAAGAUAGAAAGUAACAGAUUAUUUAACUGGUAAAUUAAAGUUAUUUGGAUGGUUUAGAACAAUUCCCAGAAUGUUCAGAUCUUAAAAUAUCAUAUGCGUAUUUUCUAUUGGAUAAGAUGUAACUUAAGCAAUAAGCACUAAAUCAACUGAAUUUGGCAGAAAGUUGCGAUCCAAGUUUUGAUCAAUAAUUCUUCAUUUAUAGAUACAAGAGAAUCAUAGAAGAGGAGAUUUAGAAGCAAUAAUAAUAGCAUAGCAAUAACAAGAAGAACGUUGAUAUAAUCACUGAGAAAACUCUAAAAUCUGAAAUCAAAAAUCUUCAUUACUUAAUUGAAGACUCGUGUAUGGAAUAUUUAUACUUUUGGUCUCAAUUGCAGGAAGAAGUUCCAAAUCUCAGAGUGUUACAUGAACAUGGAUAGAAAAUAAUAAAGUCAGUGGAGAAGGUAGAACAGUAAUGGAAUAAAAUCUUAGAGAUCGACUCCUAUGAGAUUAAUACUUAUAGACUAUUGAGUAAAUAUUACGAAAUGAUUGUGCAUGAUGAGUAAAUUGCUUUGGAUCUAUUAUUGCAGAUGAUUAAGAAAUAAAAAUACAAUACCAAAGGAAAUGAAUUCUUUGAGGAUCUCUCUAGUAAUGGAGAUCCACUAAUUGUGAUGUAAGUAUCGGUAGGACAUCCAACCGUUAUUUUGAAUGUAAAUAAAGCAGCCUAUAGUUUACUGGGUUUCUCAAAAACAGAUUUAAUCAAUCGUAAUAUAGAUGUUAUACUACCAUCCAUUUAUGUAGAUUACCAUAUUUAAUUAGUCGAUUUCAUCUUUGAAAAACAGUCUGUUGAUGUCAAUUAGAUCAAUAAAUUUGAUGAGAGACUUAUGAUGCUCAAAAAUAAGCAGAACUUUAUCAUUCCUUGUUAUUCCCAAUCCUAAAUCAUGAAUACCAUCAAUGGAUAUAUCAUGACAAGUAGAUUGAGGCAGGAUGUUCACUAUAAACCCAAAUGCUAUAUAUUAACUGAUAUCCAUGGAAAAAUCUUGAAUGUUACAUCUUCAUGCCUUCAAAUAUUGAAAUGGGAUUAGAAAUUCCUUCACUUGAAUGAUUUCAACGUCCAGAAAUUCUUUCCUGAAUUAUUGUUGAAUAGAGAAGACUACAUCAGUAAACCAACACUUAUAAACUAUUAAUUCCUGUUCACUUCCUCAAGAGGAUCCUUAUCAAAAGACGAUUCCUUUGAUGGAGUUGAAGAUAAAACAUUUAAUUGUUCUCUCUUCCUUAUUGAAACACCCUAUGCUAAUCAAAAUGAUGAUUUAUAUCAGAUUUAUGGCUAUAUUGUUAAAUUGGAAUAAUACAAUACUGACAUAAUCCAAUACCCUUUAUUGGUUAAGAAUAAGAAACUCUCUAAAGUAUUUAAAUUUUAUGUUGCUUCCAAAACCUAUCAAUUGGAAAAUGCAGAUCUUGAUCACACAAAUAAUGACUCUUUGAUUGACAAAAGUAUUAUUUGGGAAGAACCUUAAAAAUUAUACUUAUUUAGCCAACAUAGCAAUACAAGUAGUAAGAAAGUAUAUUCUUAAUCCAAACAUUCCUUAUUAAAAUAGAGAAUAUACGGAGCUGAUAUUAAGACGAUGAGAUAUUUUGACAAUAAAAUUAUUGAAAUCGAAGAGGAUUCAAUGGAUGAGAGCGAGUUUUCUGAGAAAAAAUAAAAUAAAUUAAAUGGAGAAGAUGAAAACGAAUUGGAUAAAUAGACUAAAGUUGAAUAGAGAAGUUUGUAAAUAUCUUCCAGAACUGGAUUAAUCAAAGUAAUCAAUAAUUCUAAACUACCUUUAAUUAUGUUAAAAUUAGGAAUAUGUAUCAGUUUGUUAUUCUUAUCUGUUCUAAUAGUAUCCAUCGCAAUGUUUAUAUUGCUUAAUCAAACCUAAGAAAAUAUUGUGCAAGCCUUAAAGUUAUUAAUUGCUAACAAUCUCAGAUUAUGCAGUUUCAUUAAAAUGCAGUCCAAUCUAUAAGAUCUUAAAUUCACUAACUUUGAGAUCUUACCUUUUACUUAAUAAACCGUACAUGGUGUUUUUGAGACUAUUAACAGAUAAGAACUCGCAACAGAAUUAAAUUAUACUAUGGAUUAUUAAACAACUUUAUAGGAUGAAGAAAUUAAUUUGGUUGGAGAGUAUGAAUAUUAUCAGAAUGCUUUCAAAAAUACAAGGAUUACUAUGAAAUAAGUUACUGGAGAGACCUAGAGUUUCUUAUUUGAAUAGGUGAUUUAAUAACUAAUAUCUAAAGCGAUUUCAUUAAAUUCAAGCAGUUUAACGAGUUUUAAUGACUCGAAUGAAGAUUAUUAUUAUUUUAGUGAGAACCUCUUUAAUUCGGUUCUAAUGAAUCAGCAUCUGGCUCAAGAUUAUUACUAUUACAAUAUUAUUUACUAGACUGAUCUAUUGGAUCAACAAUAAGUCUAUUUCUCAUUAACACAAUUGUUUGUGACAGUGUUCACAUACUGUAUCAUCUAGAUAUUCUUGAAUAAACAUUAAAAUUAUUUACGAGAGAUCUUAUCUUUAUUUAUGGAAUUAGAUGAAAAGACUGUUAAGAAGUUUGUGAAGAAUAGUUAAGAAUUUUUAAGUGCCUUACGUCUAGCUGAGGAUAAACAAUUGGAUGAGAUAGAGGAAGAAUAAGAAGUCGAAGAAGAUCAUUUCGAUAUGUCUUCUUUUAAUAAAAAGAAAAAGAAGAAGCAAAACUUUUCAACUACAGAAGUUAAGAAGAACAUUAUUUAUGUCUCCAUGGUUUUGAUAUGCUACGCUUUCUUUUUUUCUUAUACUUUCAUUUCCACCAAUACAAUAAUUUCUUAGACUGAAUAAUUGGCUCCUUUGCUGAACAUCACAUCAAUAGCAGCUUCCUAAUACAGUUUAAUUGACAACAUAAUGAGAGAAGCCUUCUGGAACCAAUCCAAAGUUAUUUUGGAUUUGAACGCUUUCACAGCCUUAUCGUAUAUGUAGAAUGUACUGUAUGAGAUGGAUGCUGAAUCUCAUCAGUUGAAUCAGUAAAACUCAGAUAUUUUGGAUGAAGUUUAUAAGGUGGCUUUCAAUUAGAUUUAUAUUCUGAAUCCAUGUCUUAUUAUAGACGAAUCCUAUGAUGAAUCAAGCUCUUGCUCCUAUUUUGAUUAGGGGAUUCUUUUAUAAGGAUUAUCUUUGGGAGUGACUAAAUUCUUGGAGACGAUUAAAUAUUAUUUAUCUGUCUUAAAAGCUUUUGACCCAUAGUAUGAAUACACAUAUUUAACUUACAAUCUAUCGACAGACCCUAAAUUAAAUUAUACUUAUAAUCUGCUUAACGAGGAUGGCCUAAAUUCAAAUAGAAUCUUCACAAAGGUGUACAUGAAACAGCUGUAGAUUUAUCUGACUAAUAUAUUGCAAAGUUCAUUAAAUAGCCAUUUCGAAGACCUACAAUUACAGUUUAUUUCAACAUUCCUUAGCUUCUUAUUGUUAUCUAUAGUCUUGUACUUUCUGAUGUGGAUUCCUCGACUAUAAAAGAAUCAAAAAGAAGUUUACCAAAAUAGAUUAAUGUUAUCAUUCAUUCCAGUAAAGAAAUUAGAUCAGAUAGAGCCAAUAAAAAAUUAUAUCAAAAAAUAUCAAUAACAAGAAUGA
Paramecium tetraurelia is the source of this 4803-nucleotide messenger RNA. RefSeq lists its product as uncharacterized. The record is from RefSeq and is a predicted model, not a curated record. The transcript is spliced from 7 exons. NCBI's taxonomy places the organism in Eukaryota, Ciliophora, Oligohymenophorea, Peniculida, Parameciidae.